CACUGCCAGGCCGACUUCCCGGAGGACAGACAUGAUCAUCUUCUAUUUCUUGGUCCUUGUUGUGGGUGUGAUGGGGCCGGGAACCGCACCGCCUUCUAUCUGACCGCAUGUCACCCUUCUCUCCCCCUCCAGGACCCUCCCUUGAAGAUUUCAUGUUUUGUCGCCUGGGAAAUAGCGGUCCUCAUACCUCAGCCUGGGAAUACAAUAAUUACCCCAUCCCUGAAGAAUAUAAGAACAACAUUUAUUUACGGCUGGGGCUGGGAAUGAUAGCUUCCUGCCCGAUAAUCCCAAAUCUGAAUAUUGUGAAAAAUUUUCGGGGGCAUUACCUGCUGACGUGUAUGAGAGAGGCGGACGCCAGGUUCCCGGGAUGUGACUUGUACUAUUGUCAUGCAACAAGGCGUUUCUACAUAUCGGCCCUCCUUUCCGCUCUUCCAGAUAAACUCGGAUCACAAGACUGGAAGGACAAAGUAACAGAUAUUUUUGAAGGGGUGCCUGGAGUACAAGAGUGGCUGAACAAAAGUGAGGAAUUCUGGGCAGGGCUUCAAAGACCACGAGACUGGAAAAUAGAAACUGGAGAUUUCUUGAAAAAUGUGACUGAAGAACAGGACUUUGUGGGAAACUUCAAGAAAUAUUUUACAGGUAACAUAACCAAUCCUAUCUGUGAAGAGGAGAAGGAAGAAGAAGAUAAGGACGAUGAUAACAAUGACAAAGUUAGAAAUUCUGCUUACCGUCCGGAAAUUCUGAAGAUUGUCCUCCCUUGUCUGGCUGUGGUGUACAUUCUGGCGGUCUGCUCUUUUUUUUCUAUGGAGGUGGAAUAAAAAAACUUCAACGAUACGGCUGGGGUCAUCCAGAAUCCUCUGUAAGCCCCUUCUGGAGUUGGGGUCCCAGGAUGAGCGUCCGGCAGAAGGACAAUAGAGCUUCCUACAAUUCCCAGCCCAACUCCCAACCCAACCCAACCCAACCCAACCCAACUCAACUUCCAACCCAACCUAACCCAACUUCCAACCCAACCU
Messenger RNA from Rana temporaria (common frog), 1013 nucleotides. RefSeq lists its product as uncharacterized. Bases 108 to 818 code for a protein of 236 amino acids. The record is from RefSeq and is a predicted model, not a curated record. NCBI's taxonomy places the organism in Eukaryota, Metazoa, Chordata, Amphibia, Anura, Ranidae. The transcript is spliced from 9 exons.